Molecule: messenger RNA, 3248 nt
Organism: Schistocerca nitens (vagrant locust)
Lineage: Eukaryota; Metazoa; Arthropoda; Insecta; Orthoptera; Acrididae
Product: proline-rich protein HaeIII subfamily 1-like
Exons: 4
Coding region: 23-328 (101 amino acids)
Source: RefSeq, a predicted model, not a curated record
GGUCCGCCCGUACCGGCCGCAGAUGCAGCUCCAGCCGAGGCCACAGCCGCAGCGGCCGCCGUUCCAGCCGCGCCUGCCGCAGUGGCGCAGGCCGCGCCCGCAGCACUUCCAGCCGCGCGAGGACCACCCGUGGCAGCCCGUCAAGCAGGAGCCGGAGUCGCCCACCGGCCCCCAGAGGAGCCUGCCCGUCGGCGUCCCUAUCCCGAGCAGCGGUCUUGCCGGACCCAGCCACGUGACGCGCUCCCGUCCGUGGCGCCCGCCACCAAGUCCCGCAAACGUUCGCAGCUUCAUCCCUCGUGCAGCCGGGCAGCAGGGCCCGAGAUUUUAAAUGAAAACUAGCUGCGAAUUUGGACAGGCAUAUGUUUUGUGGCACGCAGCCAUGUGAGGAAGCAGUGGAGAAAUGAGUGAAGCAUAAGCCCUGACAUGUACAUCACAGCAUGUAUCAUGUUAACCUUUUGUCUUAUGUAAACUUUUAUGUGGGAUAACUGAAUUAAGAGAAUUGACCUCUUUGGUGUUGUGUUUACAAAAGUACUGAUAGAAUGUAAUGUAUUGCUAGUAGUUGCCAAAGUUAGAAAUGUAGCUGGCAGAUGUUUUCCCAUGUACAGGGUAUUACACUGUGUCCAUAGAGAAAGGGCACUGUGAUAAACUUUGCCAGUUACUACUGACUACAUACAUUUAUCUUGACUGUAAUGUCAGUGUCCCCCAUGUGUGUCCAUAUGUGUGAUACUGCACAUACCCAAAAUGAGGAGGAAAAAUAAAAUUAAAAGAAAGUGUAGAAGAAAAUAUAAUCUUACCAGUAGUCUGUUAUAUGCAGAAAUUGAUGUAUAUUCUUUUUAAGAACUAUAAGAAAUAAUGUGAAGCUUGUGUAGUUUUAAAUGUUAAUGUUGUUAUCAUAUAUAUUUUAUUGUAAAGGAAACAUUAUAAUCAGUCAUGUGUAUACAAACAUGUAGUUUCUUUUAUUACUUGGCAAAGGAAGCUGAAGACCUGGCCAGAAAAGCAUCACACUGUGUUUACGCCCAAAAGCAAAAGUGGUAAUAGCAUACACUCCAAUGUUUUUAGAAGUGUAGCACUUACUUUCUACUAUGGCCGAGUCUACGGUUUGCUUUGUCGGAUAAUAAUGUAAUAAUGUGCGUGUGCGCCAGGCACACACAAGUGUGUGUGCGUGCGCUCAUGCCCACACACACACACACACACACACACACACACACACACACACACACACACACACACACACACACACAAACUCGAGGAAAAUGUAGUUAUGUAUUGCAUGUUGUGUGAUUGAUGUUUUGAUGUUUUUGUCUUCUUGAUUACUAGUACUGCCAGAUAGAUGGCAUAAACUUUUGAUGAGACUGUAAGCUGUCAGAAGCUGCUUAUAAAUAAGCACACUCAAUACUGUCUGUGUUUCAUUACAGUUCUGGUAACUGUCAAAUACAUGAGUUGAUGAAUUAAUUACUUCAAAUAUCAGACUCAAACUGAUGUUGGAGUUGUUAAUGCAAAGUGAGGAUUGAUUACGUGCCAAAUCAGUUAGACUGUACUAAUUUUGAAAGGCUUGUCAACUGAACAAUUCUCAUACCAGGGUGUUAGAAUUUUACAAUGUACAUUGGUUACACCGUUUUUGUGUUUACUAGGCUGUGAGCCAAAUGUUCUAAAAUACAAAAUAUAUAUUCACUGUCAUAAUAUGCUAGUGCAUCCAAGAGAAAGUGUGACAUCUGCUUCACAUUCAAUUGUUGGCUAGAAUUAGUAUAAAGACAUUAUAGUGUAAGUAGGUUGUUGAAUUUUAACACAAAUGGCCAAUUAAGAUAUCUUUAGAUAUCUUCAGAAGAUUUUCAGCAUUUUCAUCAUUUCCUGGACCAAUAUUUUGCUGGGAACUCUCAGGCAUUUUCAAGGCAAUUUGAAGUAUAUCACAGGAACACAAUCUACAAUUAUUUAUUCAUCAAGAUCCGCAUCUGCUUCUUUUACACUUGGGUCAAAAUGUGACGUGUUGUGCUAUCUCACAAUGCAUGUGUCACAAAUGAAACAGUGUAUCAGAUGUGUGCAUCAGAUACGAAAUAAUGCAGGGCAGUCUGGCAGAAAGUUCUGCGCUUAAAUGAUUUACCAGUCUUUUCUUUUAAUAGCUACCUUACAGAAAUAUCUGUACACCAACAUGAUUCAGAGGUUUCAGAGAUCAACAAAUGAAACCUCAAAUUGGUGGCAGGUGUCACAAAUAUCAAGUGAGAAUGGUUCUGAAUGGAAAAUGCUCUUAGAAAAAAAGACAAUGGAAUUCAUGAAUUGAUCUGAGAUCUGAUAAUUCUCUGUUUGCAAGCCUUAUUGGAUAUUUGAUCCUCUGGUACAACUUCAAAAAUCACACUCAAGAUAGAAUAUUUAAACAUUUUUAGUCUUGAUGUGUUUAUAAUGUAAAUUAUGGGCCACAUUGUUUAUCAGUUCCUUUGUGCAAGAGAAACACUGCUGUAUUUGAAAGGUUUCUCCAGCUUUAUAUACUCUUUGCUCAUUUUAUAUGUUCCUAUGCAUUACAUAAUAUAGCUAAACAUCGCAACAGAUCCUUGUAGUUAUCGAUGUUUUCUUUGAAGAAGUGUUAUCAGUAGGUAUAUUAAAAGGAAAAAAAUGGUUGUUGAUUUAUAAGAAGACAGAACAGAUAAUCAGUACUUGCGUUCAGUAGGCAAAAUUCCAAGUAAUAUUGUAAGACACACAAAAAAACUAGCUUUCACAGCUGUUAAUUCCUUUCUCGGGAAGUAAGAAGGGAUAUAUCUGGAAGGAUAGGCAAGUGGGGUUGUCCAGUAACAAGGAUACCACCCAGCAAUUGGAUUUUUGUAAUUUUUUUAUAUUCAUGGAACAUGAAGUUCAUAAUUCAAAUAUCAAUAUCCCAAAGCAGGUUGAUGCAUCUCUAAAAAAAUUCUUGACAAACUUGACUUUGCAGUUUUCCAGUGAACUUGAGGAACUUCAACACCCUAAAAUGUUGGCAAUUUUAACAACAGGCAGUGUGGAUCACUGGGUAGCAUCGGAUCACGUAAUCAAUGGACUGCUGGUUCGAAUCUCGCAGUGAUGUUUUUCCAUUCAGUUUGAAUACCUACACAUUUAAAAAUAAAAUUCAUCAAAUAUAUGCUAAUUAUCACACAUCUAAUCAUUGUUUUUUGUGAGAAAUGCACAUCAUCUUGUUUUUAAUUACAUUCCGCAUCCAAAAUUCCAGACAUUCAUUGAAAAUAUAAUUUCUUAACUGUCAAUAUAUUAGUAAAGAUUGUUAAUAAAUA